Molecule: messenger RNA, 1103 nt
Organism: Limulus polyphemus (Atlantic horseshoe crab)
Lineage: Eukaryota; Metazoa; Arthropoda; Merostomata; Xiphosura; Limulidae
Exons: 6
Coding region: 194-856 (220 amino acids)
Source: RefSeq, a predicted model, not a curated record
AUGAAGAGUUGAGUGAUUUUGCACACCUCGUGACGGGCUACUGACUGUGGGCCUUGGUGUCAUUGGCCUAUAGCUCAAUUAGAUAUAACUCUAAAAGUUACUUUAAGGAAGUCGCUCUGCAUCCACUGCCUUAGUGCUGACUGUUGCCUUGUAGUGUACGGAAUAUAGCAUAUUCUGUGUUGUACCUCCUGUCAUGGAGAAACCGAAGGAUGGAUCAUCUGUUAUGGAUUAUGGCCCUGAUGGCCAUAAUUCCUUAGGGCCAGAUUUUCCUCCGCCGGCUUAUCCAAAACGGAAUACUUCUGCCCUGAAGAUCGCCAGGACAGUGUCUUUUACCUUGAUAAUGAUAACAUUUCUGAUUGGUGUGUUUGUCUUAUUGGGAUGUUACAUACGACUUCAUCAAUCCAAGUGUGAGUGCGAGUUUGAAAAUAUCCCGCAGCAAGUUCCUCUAGAAAGUGUUCAGCAUCAAUCUGAAAUAAAGCGUUAUGAUCCGGAUCCUCUUCUGGCUGUUGACAGUCAACCAAUCCCUUCUAAAAAGAUGACGGCCAUUCCUCUUCGCCUUCAUCUUGAUGGAGACACUGGACGGAUGAUCAAGAAGAAUCAUAAAGCUAGAGUCAACUGUGUUGUAGAGAAAAAGAAAUCUAUGGAGCUCACUGCACAUGAACCAAAGACGGUGAUGACGCCUUUAGGAAAUAUAACAACUGACCCACGUUUGAUACAUGUGCUUGGAGAACGUAUGGUGUUCUCGUGCCACAGUGACAUGCACAAUACACACAAACCAAUGGAUAAUUAUAAAGAAAUCCCGUCCAGAUCACGCAGGGACAUAAAUAACAUGUAUUCUUGUGACUGUUCUUGCUGAGAGUAAAGUUUUAUCCAAUCAAGUCACUUCUCAGCUUCCGGAUCAGUUUUAUAUAGCUUCUAAUUGGCUACACGUUACUUAAAAGUUAAAAGUAUAAGAUUUUUUUUGAAAUAUCAUUAUAUAAAAUAAACAUUUGUAUAUAGUUUUGAUAGAAGUCACAAAUUUUGACUGUAGAAGUUAUUUAGAAUGAAUAUCCUAUAAUCUCUGUCUUUUUAAAUAAAAUCGAAUAAAAUCUAUUUAACACUUC